CUGAGCACUUCUUUCCUGGAGUAGAGGUGAUUGUCCUCACCGCCAUGGCCUAUGAUCGUUAUGUGGCCAUUUGCAAGCCAUUACACUACCCCUUUAUCAUGAACUGGAGGUUCUGUGGCAUUCUGAUGGGGGUAGCCUGGGCAGGGGGCUUCUUGCAUUCUGUAAUACAAAUUCUCUUUAUAUUUCAGCUGCCCUUUUGUGGCCCCAAUGUCAUUGAUCACUUCAUGUGUGAUUUAUACCCAUUAUUGGCUCUUGCCUGCACUGACACUCAUAUCCUUGGCUUUUUUGUUGUUGCAAAUAGUGGGUUAAUCUGCAUCAUAAGCUUCUCAUUGUUGCUUAUCUCCUAUUGUGUCAUCUUGGUCUUGCUGAGAACUCAUAGCUCUGAAGGUCAAAGGAAAGCUCUCUCAACCUGUGGAUCUCACAUUGCUGUUGUGGUUUUGUUCUUUGUCCCAUGCAUAUUUGUGUAUGUGCAACCUCCAUCUACUUUCUCCUUCGAAAAAAUUGUGGCCAUAUUUCCUACCCUCCUAACUCCCUUGUUCAAUCCUGUGAUUUACACAUUCAGGAAUAAGGAAGUAAAAAAUGCCAUGAGGAAGUUGUGGACAAGACUGGUGGUGAUUUCUGAUAAAAAUAAAACAUGAAACUUAUAAAAAAGCAAACUUCCAGAAGAAGGAAAUCGAAAUGGGCUUAGAGAAAAACUUUCUAUGGGAUGUACCUUGUAAGACAGAAGGU
Loxodonta africana (African savanna elephant) is the source of this 729-nucleotide messenger RNA. RefSeq names its product olfactory receptor 4C15-like. Gene Ontology annotation, biological process: G protein-coupled receptor signaling pathway. NCBI's taxonomy places the organism in Eukaryota, Metazoa, Chordata, Mammalia, Proboscidea, Elephantidae. Gene Ontology annotation, molecular function: olfactory receptor activity. Gene Ontology annotation, cellular component: plasma membrane. Bases 45 to 638 code for a protein of 197 amino acids. The transcript has a single exon. The record is from RefSeq and is a predicted model, not a curated record.